Molecule: messenger RNA, 2379 nt
Organism: Naegleria gruberi
Lineage: Eukaryota; Heterolobosea; Eutetramitea; Acrasida; Naegleriidae
Exons: 1
Coding region: 1-2379 (792 amino acids)
Biological process (GO): protein ubiquitination; negative regulation of gene expression via chromosomal CpG island methylation
Molecular function (GO): ubiquitin protein ligase activity
Source: RefSeq, a predicted model, not a curated record
AUGCGGAUACAAAGAACAUUAUUUGAAAAAUUGGAAAAUCAGCCGAUUUAUAUUGACGUAGGUGAUCAAUCACCCUUUCCCGAUGAUGAAGACUCAUCGUCACAUUUUAUGGAUAUUGGAAAAUCAAUGAAUAACUCUUUUGAAUCUCCCACUACUUUGAGUGAUUUGUCGGAAGAGGAUCUUCCCCCUCAGAAUAGUGGAAUUUCGAAUUUAACACUUUUCAACAUGACUGCUCAGCAGAAUCCGUCAACAGGGUUUAUUCCAACUGAUGAGAACGAUCUGGAUGAAUUUUUAACACUUGAGGAGGCUUUUAAUGAGCCACCUAAAAGGACAAGAUCUGUCAGAAGGAAGAAUAAGCAAUCUACGACACCUCAAAAACCACUUACAUUAGAAAGGCCAUUAAUUAUUCGAGAUUCAAAACCUAGUACUCAAACUGUUGAAGUGGUAGUUCCUCCCCUCUCUCCAAUUUCGUCAACCAAUUCUCAUCAAACAAGUGAUUCACAUUUUAGCCCAAUUGCAAAAACUGUAACCUUCUCUUUCGAACCAAGUGAAGAGUCACAAGUCACAACUCCAAUGGAAGAACAGGAAGAUGAUGAAGAAGAGGAGGAAGAAGAUGUAAACUAUUCAGAUCUUGAUGAAGACGAAAAAAACAAGAGAGCAAAUUAUAUUACAGAUCUAGACAAGAAAUCAAUUGGAGAUGCUACUAAAUGGACUCAUAUCAAUGAAAGUCCAGAUGAUUCAGGAAAACUUUAUGGACAUGUCGAACCUGUUUUCACUACAUAUGAAAAACGUAUUCAAUGUUCCAAGUCAAAGACCCAUCGUCCACCACAGUGUGGUAUUUUCGGAAAUGGUAACAAUGGAGAGGCUGCCGAAUCAAUUGUUGCAUCCUCUAUGGGUGGAUAUGGUGAUGAGGAUAUGGGAGACAUUAUGAUUUAUACAGGACAGGGUGGGUCAGAAACAUCUGAUCAAACACUUAACAGUGUGAACAAAAGUUUAACAAUCAAUAUGACCUCUAAAACUCCAGUAAGAGUUGUUAGAGGAUUUCAAUUGCAGGAAAAGUAUGCACCAAUAAGCGGAUAUAGAUAUGAUGGACUGUAUUGGGUUACCAACUAUUGGAAAGAACGCCAAAUUCUCCCCAAUGGAAAGAACGGUGCCUAUGUCUAUAAAUUCAGAUUAGUGAGACUCUCAAACCAACCAACAAUUCCAAUACACAAAGAUGCAGAUACAAAGAAGGUUAAACUGAAAAAACUCAAACGAUCUGAAAUCAUUAGCAAUUAUAACAGCGAAAGAGGAACAGGUAAAUCAAGCAAGAAGAGGAAAUCUACACGCUCUUCAUCCUCCUCCUCAACAGAUGAAGCCUCCUCCACAAAAACAAGAAGAAGGAGACCACAGAUCAAUUACGAGGAGGUAAAUGAUGACAUUCCAUUGGAUGCUAUUGAGGUUGAUGCCUCCCAACAAAAUCAAUGCAUUUUAACAAGAAGCUACAGUGGAAAAGGAAACUCUUAUUUGAAGACACCCAUUAUUGGAAAUAAUGAGUAUUACUAUUUUAAAGAGAGAGAAACAGCCAUUAACAAGUAUUCCUCCAAGUAUGGAACUGUGACAAGUCAAUAUGAUAGGGCAGAGCCUUCCAAAGAUCAUCGAAGAAGGUUCUUUUCCAAUCAAUAUUCUGGAAUCAACAUCAGAUCUCUGGAAACUCCUAUCGUUCAUUGGCAUGGAUCUUCUAGCGAAUUUACUGAAAUGCCUCUCCAAACUCGAAAUGAACCAGAUGGAAUAUUUAUUGAAACUGUAGAACAGCAAUUACAAUAUGUCUACAAGCAUGGGCAAUCUAUUGGAAAUCGUUUGGAUCAGGAACAACAAGUUGAAAGGAUAGUCAAAUGUAUGCUUGAACAAGUCAAAUCCUCUAAAAAGGAAGAAACAACCUCCAGUAUUCUCCAAGUAGCACCACCAACAGGUACCGUCGAGCCUUCCUUACCUACCAAUGGAGAUUCAAUGGAAAUAUUGAAUGGAACAGGCGAAGAUAUAUUGGAUAAUCCUAUCGAAAAUCAAUAUAGACCAUUUACAAUCCAUACCAAAUCAAAUGACAGGUCAUCAUUAAUUGCCACAUCUUUUAUGCUUUCAGAGAUUGACACCAAAAAAUUUGCUCAGUUCCUUACGUUUCACGCCUUUGGAAAGAGAAAAUUACAUAAUGAAAAAAUGUUAAGCUAUGAAGAGGUCAUUGCUGCCAUUGAAGAUUAUUUGAAAAAUGAAAGGGAACUACUCAAUAUGGAAAUUAAGGACAAUAACAAGAAUGAAAAGGGUGAAACUAUUGAUAUUCUAAAGCUUAGAAAGCAGCAUCACUUUGAAAGAAUCAGAAACAUAAUGAAUAGGAUAGAGGAGUGA